Andrographis paniculata is the source of this 2088-nucleotide messenger RNA. RefSeq lists its product as uncharacterized. The transcript is spliced from 3 exons. The record is from RefSeq and is a predicted model, not a curated record. Bases 1 to 2088 code for a protein of 695 amino acids. Lineage: Eukaryota; Viridiplantae; Streptophyta; Magnoliopsida; Lamiales; Acanthaceae.
AUGCCCCGUUCUUCUCUUACAGGUGAACUGAUAUUUAAUCUUGAGAUCGAGAAUGUUGAGCGAAAGUUGCGAAAGGAAGCCAAGCAACGAAAAGCUGCUCAGGUUGCAAAGCUGGCAGAAUCUUUAAACCACCUAAGAAUAUCUAGUUCUAGCGACUCCGAAAGUAAUCAAGAGACUGUCAUGGCUAAGGAUACCCGCACUCUAAGAGAGUUGGCUGCUCCCAACUUGGCACAACAGCCCUUAUGCAUUAACUUUCCAACUCUGAAUAACACUAUUGCUUUUGAACUGAAAUCUGGCUUAAUCCAUUUACUGCCUUCUUUUCAUGGACUUGCAGGUGAAGAACCUCACAAACACUUGCAAGAGUUCGACGUGGUGUGCUCCAACAUGAAACCACCAGGUGUUACUGAUGAACAGAUCAAACUCAGAGCCUUCCCAUUCUCACUCAAAGAUGCUGCAAAGGAUUGGCUCUACUAUCUCCCACCUGGAAGCAUCGACACGUGGAACGACAUGAAAAAGAAAUUUUUGGAGAAGUACUUUCCAGCUUCGAGAGCUGCGAUCCUGAGGAAGGAGAUAUGUGGCAUCAAGCAACAAUCAGGUGAAACGCCCCAUGAAUAUUGGGAGCGAUUCAAUAAGCUUAUCAUUAAAUGUCCACAACAUCAAAUUCCCCCUCAGUUAUUGAUUCAAUACUUUUAUGAUGGUUUGUCAUUGAUGGACAGGAACAUCAUCGACGCUGCAAGUGGUGGAGCUUUAGUAAAUAAGACGCCAGCACAAGCUUGGGAUCUUAUUGCGAGGAUGGCUAAAAACACGCAGCAAUUUGGUUCAAGAGAUAUUGGACAUAUGAGCGAAAACAAUAACGACCAUACCAUGCAAUCGAUACAACAACAACUUUCUGAGUUGAUGAGCUUUGUUCGCAAGAUGGUCGUGGAAAAAUCCAUCCCGAGUGUCCGGGUCAAGGUGUGCGGAAUAUGCACGAGUACAGGACACCCUACAGAUUCAUGUCCGACCCUCCAAGAAGAAUGUGCAGUGGAUGUGAACGCUGCAAACUACGGUAUGAAUAGACCUCCAGCGUACAAUCCAUACUCCAACACCUACAAUCCAGGCUGGAGAGAUCAUCCAAACCUGCGCUAUGGAAACGCACACCAGAAUCAUGGUCCUCAACCAUUUAGAGCCACACAUCAGAUGCAACAGCCUCGCCCUUACGAGAAACAGCUCCCCCAAGCACCCACAAGCAACUUCAGCCCGUCCUUGGAAGACUUGGUGAAGUCUAUGGCUACCAGUACCCUGCAAUUCCAGCAAGAGAUGAAGUCAACUGUCGACAACCUACAAAGUCAGAUUAGCCAAGUUUCAGAAAAGGUAAAACAUCUACGAGAAAGAGGAAAGUGGCCUGCUCAGCCUGAGCCAAAUCCAGCAAAUGUCAGCGCCAUCACUAUCUGCAGUGAUACGAUGAUUGAAUGUUCCUCCCGGCCUAAUCCAAAGAAUACGAGUGCUAUAACCCUUCGUAGCGGAAAGGAAUUGGAAGGUCCACAUCCUAUCUCAAAGGAACAAAAUGAGGAUCAGAUUGAGAUGGAGAUUGAAAAAAAGCUGAACUUCACGAAAAGGUUGAAGAAACCACAAAAGGCAAACAAACAAAAAGAGAUGAUGGAAAUAUUCAAGAAGGUGGAACUUAAUAUCCCGCUCUUGGAAGCUAUCAACCAAAUCCCCAAGUACGCAAAGUUUUUGAAAGAACUGUGCACCAACAAAAGAAAAUUGCGAAGGGACGAGCAUAUUAUAGCGGGUGAGAACGUUUCUGCUGUUAUCAAAAGAAAGGUACCACCUAAAACAGGUGAUCCAGGUGUGUUUUCUAUCCUUUGUAAGAUUGGAAAAGCUGAGAUCAGUAAGGCUAUUCUAGAUCUAGGAGCUGUUAUUAAUGUCAUGCCUCGAUCAAUAUAUGACUCUUUAAAUCUAGGGCCUCUAAAAGAAACAGGAAUUAUUAUUCAACUUGCUGAUCGAACCCAUGCUUAUCCCGAUAGUAUGAUAGAAGAUGUAUUAGUUCAAGAAACUUAUGAAGUUGGUAAGGAGAAUAAACGAAGAACUGUGUUGACAAAAUAG